Messenger RNA from Tachyglossus aculeatus (Australian echidna), 3171 nucleotides. It is a transcript of the gene MAU2, whose product is annotated as MAU2 sister chromatid cohesion factor. The transcript has 19 exons. The record is from RefSeq and is a predicted model, not a curated record. Gene Ontology annotation, biological process: mitotic sister chromatid cohesion; maintenance of mitotic sister chromatid cohesion. The coding region runs from base 1 to 1830 and encodes 609 amino acids. Lineage: Eukaryota; Metazoa; Chordata; Mammalia; Monotremata; Tachyglossidae. Gene Ontology annotation, cellular component: SMC loading complex; chromatin. Gene Ontology annotation, molecular function: double-stranded DNA binding; protein binding.
AUGGCGGCAGCUCAGGCGCAGGGCGCUGUGGUGCAAGCGGCCCAGAGCGAAGGCCUGGAGUCUUGGUAUCUGGCCCUGCUGGGCUUAGCCGAGCAUUUCCGCACGUCCAGUCCGCCGAAAAUCCGACUUUGCGUCCACUGCUUACAGGCCGUGUUUCCCUUCAAGCCGCCGCAGCGGAUCGAGGCCCGGACCCACCUGCAGCUCGGCUCGGUGCUCUACCACCACACGAAGAACAGCGAACAGGCCCGGAGCCACCUGGAGAAGGCGUGGUUGAUCUCACAGCAAAUUCCACAGUUUGAAGAUGUUAAAUUUGAAGCGGCAAGUCUUCUGUCGGAACUGUAUUGCCAAGAGAAUUCAGUGGAUGCAGCAAAACCACUCUUGCGGAAAGCAAUUCAGAUUUCACAGCAGACGCCCUACUGGCACUGUAGACUACUUUUUCAGCUUGCACAACUUCACACACUUGAAAAAGAUUUGGUGUCUGCAUGUGACCUUCUGGGAGUUGGAGCAGAGUAUGCCAGGGUAGUAGGAUCAGAAUACACCAGGGCACUGUUCCUGCUGAGUAAAGGAAUGCUUCUCCUAAUGGAACGAAAAUUGCAAGAAGUACAUCCCCUUCUGACGCUCUGUGGUCAAAUAGUAGAAAAUUGGCAAGGAAAUCCCAUCCAGAAGGAGUCCCUUCGUGUUUUCUUCUUAGUCCUUCAGGUGACACACUACCUGGAUGCUGGGCAGGUGAAGAGCGUGAAGCCGUGUUUAAAGCAGCUCCAGCAGUGCAUUCAGACUAUUUCUACUCUUCAUGAUGAUGAGAUUCUACCCAGCAACCCUGCUGAUCUCUUCCACUGGCUGCCCAAGGAGCAUAUGUGUGUCCUGGUCUACCUGGUCACAGUAAUGCAUUCCAUGCAAGCAGGCUAUUUGGAGAAGGCACAGAAGUACACAGAUAAAGCACUCAUGCAGCUAGAAAAGCUAAAAAUGUUAGACUGCAGUCCUAUUUUAUCGUCUUUCCAAGUUAUUUUGUUGGAGCAUAUUAUCAUGUGUCGGCUUGUCACGGGACACAAAGCUACAGCACUACAGGAGAUCUCACAAGUCUGUCAGCUCUGCCAGCAGUCGCCCAGACUGUUUUCGAAUCAUGCUGCCCAGUUACACACUUUACUAGGUCUCUACUGUAUAUCUGUUAAUUGCAUGGACAAUGCAGAGGCACAAUUCACCACCGCACUGCGGCUCACCACUCAUCAGGAAUUGUGGGCGUUUAUCGUGACCAACCUGGCCAGUGUAUACAUCAGAGAAGGCAACAGGCAUCAAGAGCUGUACAGCUUAUUGGAAAGGAUAAAUCCAGACCACAACUUUCCUGUAAGCUCUCACUGUCUCAGGGCAGCUGCUUUCUACAUCCGAGGGCUCUUCUCUUUCUUUCAAGGAAGAUACAAUGAAGCAAAGCGUUUUUUGCGUGAGACACUGAAGAUGUCAAAUGCAGAAGAUUUGAACAGACUAACCGCCUGUUCUCUUGUCCUCCUGGGUCAUAUAUUCUACGUUUUGGGAAACCACAGGGAGAGUAAUAACAUGGUGGUGCCAGCCAUGCAGCUUGCCAGCAAGAUCCCGGACAUGUCCGUGCAGUUGUGGUCUUCAGCGCUGCUGAGAGAUCUGAACAAAGCCUGUGGGAAUGCCAUGGAUGCUCACGAAGCUGCCCAAAUGCAUCAGAACUUCUCCCAGCAGCUUCUCCAAGAUCACAUUGAAGCAUGUAGCCUUCCAGAGCACAACCUCAUUACGUGGACCGACGGCCCACCUCCUGUACAGUUUCAGGCCCAGAAUGGCCCUACCACCAGCCUAGCCAGUCUCCUGUGAGGAGGAAUAUCAGCGAAAGCAUGGAGAAGGGAGGACUAUGCAUGGUGGGCUUUCAUGAGGACAACACAUUUCAUAGAUCGAUAAACUACCAGGAUAUUUUAAACUGUUUUUUAUAUGAGGACUCUCUCUCUCUCUGCUUGCCUCACCUCUCUCUUUCUCCAUUGCUCCCCCCCUUUAUGCUCUCUAAUUAUAAACAUAUAUAAUCUUAGCAAGAAGCUUAUGUCCUCAGGCUGUCGUUCUCCCUCAAUGCCCUACUUGUGGGGAGAAGUGGAGGUGGCGGAGGUUAGCGAGAAAGUUGAUUUAACCUGCUCUUCAACCUAGCUAGGGGUGGGGACUUUUGGGUUGUUUUUGGUUUCUUGUGUGUGGUGGUGUUUUUCUGGUACCAUUGCAUGUCUCCUGGAAAAUGGAUGGAUUUAUUCCCAAGUGUGAAGACCUAAGGACUCUGCUCUAGAUCUGAAUCGUUCCCCUUGUGUCUUAGCAAAUUUGUGCCUGGCCCUGCGGAUGUUUGGGCCUCGGCCAAUGCCAUCGCGAAGGAUUCACAGGACAAUAGUGGCGAGCGUCCGUCAGCCCCGGAGAUAAGAGGACAGAUGGCUGCACUCUCAAGCUCUCAAUAAGCCCAAGGUCCAGAAGUUGCUGUGGGGACAAAGGUUGGGAAGCCCCCGGUUUCCCGGCUCCCCCCCGCUGGUCUGCCCUUCUAGUGUGCUGAGGGCAGUAGCAGGCCUCGGUUGGUCUGGGUCAAGAGACUCAACAGCCCAAGAAGAAGCUUCACUUUGCAAAAGGUAGCUUAGCGUCCACAAACUGAACUCUGGAUUAUUUCUAUGCAGAUUAGUUUGCAGUGUGGCCUCUACCAGACCCAUCAAAGAUUCCGAGCAGUGGCUGAAAACAGCUCGGUGUGCGCUUGCCGGCCUCUGCCUGAUGGGACUGGUUUGAGGCAUCUUCACUCUUUGGCUUCCAGGACAGCGGCUGGGCCAUUCAAUCGCACUGAUGUAAAAAUUCAGGUUAACCUGGUUCCCACAGACUUUGGGUUCUUGGCCAGCUCCCCAAGUUGCUGUAGUUGCACGAAGACUUACGUUUUCUUGCAGGGGUGAGAUCUGGGGAGCUGGUAACAGAGACGUACCAUCCCAAAGGCAGCAGGAGGGCAGGGACAUAUCCCAUGUAUAGUAACUCAGCCUGGCCCUAGGUCUUCGGAAGACCUGCCCUCCCCAACCACAGAGUGAACUGUCCUUGGUCAGGACUGGAUUUGAAUUUGUCAUAAGUCAGGCAGUCAAUAUGGUUGACUAAGUAGGAGCAAGAACAUCUGUUUAGUCCUCAUUUUAGAGUUUGGGAAACUGAGGCACAAGU